AUGAAAUAUUCGGCCAGCAAGGAAAAUUAUAUUAAAGCCAUUUUUCACCUGCAGCAGGAACAGGAAAGUGUGACCACCAAUGCGCUGGCAGAGGCUUUGCAGACCAGGCCGGCAUCGGUAACAGAUAUGCUGAAGAAAUUGCAGACCCAGCAGUUGCUGCAGUACGAAAAAUACCAUGGCGUAAAACUGAGUGCGGAAGGAAGAAAGCUGGCCAUGCAGAUCAUCCGCAAGCACCGUUUGUGGGAGUAUUUCCUGGUAGAGAAACUGCAGUUUGGGUGGGAGGAAGUGCACGAUAUAGCAGAAGAGCUGGAGCAUAUCAGCAGCAGGAAGCUGGUAGACCGGCUGGAUGCUUUCCUGGAUUUUCCGAAGACCGAUCCGCAUGGCGAUCCUAUUCCUGAUAUACAUGGCAAAAUGCCUGUAGUACAGCAAUUGGCGGUAUGCGAUAUGCCGGUCAGCAGCAGCGGCACCGUAAACGGUAUCAGUGAUCAGUCGGCCGAAAUGCUGGAAUUGCUGAAGCAUAAAAAUAUACAGAUGGGCACCCGCCUGGAAAUAAGAAAAAAAUUUGCGGUGGAUGGCUCUGUAGAGAUAAAAAUCCGGAACCAGCAACCGCUUAUGACAACAAAGGCAAAUAGUCAUGUAUCGCUGAGCGAGGUACAUGAAAGCAUUGAUACCACCCGCGGCGGCAGAAAGGGCAAGCGAAUAUUGGCAUUUUUAGGACCCGCUUACCUGGUAAGUGUAGGAUAUAUGGAUCCCGGCAACUGGGCGACCGACCUGGCAGGGGGCAGUAAAUUUGGUUAUUCACUUAUCUGGGUAUUGCUGAUGAGCAACCUGAUGGCCCUGCUGUUGCAGAAUCUUUCUUCAAGACUGGGUAUUGUUCGCGGGCGCGAUCUGGCGCAGGUAAACCGCGAAGUAUACCCGCGCUCAAUUAAUUUCAUUCUCUACCUGCUGGCAGAAACUGCCAUUGCAGCCUGUGACCUGGCGGAAGUGCUGGGUAUGGCCAUUGGUAUUCACCUGCUGACAGGCAUCCCCAUUCUAUGGGGCGUUUGUAUAACAGUGCUCGACACUUUUUUACUGUUUUACCUGCAAAGACUGGGCAUGCGCAAGAUGGAGGCAUUUAUUAUUACGCUGGUGGCCAUCAUCGGGCUGGCAUUCCUGAUAGAAAUGUUUUUUGCCAAACCUCCGCUGGGCGAGGUGCUCACCGGUUUUAUUCCCACCAUUCCCGGCAAGGAAGCACUGUAUAUUGCCAUUGGUAUCAUUGGUGCCACUGUGAUGCCCCAUAAUUUAUACCUGCAUUCUGCACUGGUGCAAACCCGUAAGAUUGCACGCGAUGAAGGAAGUAUACGCAGGGCUUUGCGCUUCAAUAUGUUUGAUACUACCAUUGCUCUCAACCUGGCUUUUUUUGUGAAUGCGGCUAUCCUAAUUCUUGCGGCGCGGGUAUUUUUUACGGCCGGUAUGCACGAUGUGGCCGAAAUCAAAGAUGCACACAGGCUGCUGGCACCCAUGCUGGGUACAGCGAUAGCGCCCGUAUUGUUUGCCAUUGCAUUGAUUGCAGCGGGGCAAAGCUCUACCGUGACAGGCACACUGGCCGGCCAGAUUGUAAUGGAAGGCUACCUGUUGCUGCGCAUCAAUCCAUUGCUGCGGCGUUUGCUGACGCGCCUGCUGGCCAUUGUGCCUGCAGUAGUCACCAUUGUUAUCUGGGGCGACAAUAAAAUUGAUGCACUGUUGAUAUUCAGCCAGGUAAUUCUGAGCCUGCAGCUGGGCUUUGCCAUCAUUCCGCUCAUACAUUUUGUAAGCGAGAAAGAAAAGAUGGGCGUGUUUGCCAUUAAGCCGCUUACACAGGUGUUGAGCUGGCUGGUAGCGGCGGUACUGGUAUACCUGAACCUGAAAAUGGUAUUUGGCGAAGGCAUCGAUUUUUUACACAAUGAACAUACCCUUUUGGCAAAAAUACUGGUGGUGGCAGGCCUGGUGGCAUUGGUUGUUUUGCUCGUUACUGUUAUCGCCAUACCGCUGCUGCUGAAAAAAAUGAAGAGAGAUGACGUAGGGGUAACCGUACACCAUGCCGUAAAAACACUGAAUCAUUUUGCACCACCUGCCUUUAAGCAGAUUGCAGUAGCGCUUGAUUUCAGCGGACACGAUGAAAAGCUGGUAGCCUUUGCACUGGGCCAGGGGCAGCCGGACAGCCGGUAUAUACUGCUGCACGUGGUAGAAAGCGCCAGCGCCAGGUUGCUGGGUGAUGCCGUGGCCGACCUGGAA
Molecule: messenger RNA, 2253 nt
Organism: Ostertagia ostertagi
Lineage: Eukaryota; Metazoa; Nematoda; Chromadorea; Rhabditida; Trichostrongylidae
Source: the annotation of a GenBank genome assembly